Molecule: messenger RNA, 743 nt
Organism: Thrips palmi
Lineage: Eukaryota; Metazoa; Arthropoda; Insecta; Thysanoptera; Thripidae
Product: SNAPIN protein homolog
Exons: 4
Coding region: 270-716 (148 amino acids)
Biological process (GO): endosome to lysosome transport; regulation of synaptic vesicle exocytosis; synaptic vesicle exocytosis
Cellular component (GO): synaptic vesicle; BLOC-1 complex; BORC complex
Molecular function (GO): SNARE binding
Source: RefSeq, a predicted model, not a curated record
CACACUUUCAACAGCGUCUGCGAGACUAGUGUAUGAGAAACUGCUACGUCAAAACCAACAAAGCAGAAGACACAAAGAAUGUUGAACUGUGCACGCACAUAUUUGUGUACAUGUUGAUGGACUUUGUCAACAGCUUCAGUGGUCUGCGUCGAAGACAACCACAGGUUAGAGGGAACUCAUUAGACAGGCCAGCUGAAAGUUUGUUUACCAGAGCCGCCCCGCGUUGACGGUUUGCGACCUCUGCUUCUGCGCUGGACCCGCUGGACCAGAUGGAUCAAAGAGAUGAUACGAGCACUAACACUUCCAUCGACGACAAAACGGAAGACUUCGCCGACAACCCAACCCGGGACACUCUUGCUGAUGGUUUGCUGUGCCUGUUAAGACCCACCAUUGAGCAACUGGAUGAGAGAGUUAAAGCCACGAGAAUCAGCCAAGAAGAACUGAAACAACACCUUGACAGUUUAUCUGAUGAACUAAAGGAACUUGCUGAGCAUCAGAUCUGCCCAUUACAUCUUGAGAAAUAUGUCAACAAAUUGAAUGAUGCUAAAGCAAAAAUUUCUGUUGUGGGCAAUAUCUUGCAAUCAUCACAGGAUCGUCUGAUAAAACUGAAUCAACACAUUCACAAGGAGCAAAAUCGACGAAAGGCCUUGAUUGAGCCAAGUACAAGUUUAACUCCCAGUUCAACUCCACUGGAACCAACCUUCUCCUCCAAUUAAUUCCUGUUCCAAGUCUUGACCAAUUUU